GUGGCCGUUAAGAUUGCAUUUCUCCAGCUGGUUCUCACAUGGAGAAAUCCAGUCAUCAAUGGCAUUGCUGUGGUAUUCAGAAUAGUGAGUACAUGCCUGGGCAGCCCUCCGGAGACCUUCUGCUGGGAGUUCCGGGAUAAGGAGAAGAACUAUCACAAAUACGGCCCUGUGACACCGGUGCAGUUCUACAAUGAGCAUGUGAAGCCUUACUUCAACAUGGAGGACAAGAUCUGUCUAGUGAAUGAUCCUCGACCUCAGAAUCCAUACUACAGGCUGUAUACAGUGGAGUACCUGGGCAACAUGGUAGGAGGGAGGAGAACGCUCUAUAACAACCAGCCUGUUGAUGUCUUGAAAAAAUUAGCUGCAGCAUCUAUUAAGGAUGGAGAGGCUGUGUGGUUUGGCUGUGAUGUUGCGAAGCACUUCUAUGGCAAGUUGGGAAUCAAUGACAUGAAUAUAUUUAAUCAUGAGCUGGUGUUUGGUGUCUCCGUCAAGAACAUGAACAAAGCAGAACGAUUAAUCUUUGGAGAAUCAAUGAUGACCCAUGCCAUGGUCCUGACGGCUGUCACUGAGAAGGAUGGGCAAGAAGAGGCAUUUGAAAAAUGGAGAGUGGAAAACUCCUGGGGUGAAGACCGUGGUAAUAAAGGUUACCUGAUCAUGACUGAUGACUGGUUUUCUGAGUACGUGUAUGAAGUUGUGGUGGAUAAGAAGCAUGUACCAGAAGACAUCUUGGCAGUGAUGCAGCAGGAUCCAAUUGUUUUGCCAGCUUGGGACCCUAUGGGGGCUUUAGCCAAGUGAACUACAGAAUAUUUGCCUCUUAAUGGUCAACCAGAAGUAGAUGCAAUAGAGAAUUCCAGUGGUUGGAAGCCAUAGCCAAAUGAUAAUGUGACCAAGCACUCAGCAUGGUCCAUAUUCUUGAAAUGUAAGUUAAGGAUCUUUGGGAAAUAGUGCUUUACUGACUUGGUUGAAUAAAGCUCUCAGACAGGCUACUCUGCAAAACUAAAAAGGGAAAAGGGAAAAAAAACUCAUAAUGAAAAUGUAUUACAAGUGCUGUCAAUGGCAGUUUGAUUUUACCUUAAAUUUUUAAUAAAAAUCAGCCUAGUAACUUAGAAAUAUUUUGAUCAGUGUUUUCCCUAGAGAUGGUGGCCAUAAAAGGCCCUUUAGAAUUAACAGCUAGGUGCUUGUUAGAACAAAUACAUCGAGAUACUUAUAAAUUAACCAUCCAUGGUUUGACUUGUACCA
This is a messenger RNA of Cariama cristata (Red-legged seriema), 1239 nucleotides long. RefSeq names its product bleomycin hydrolase (gene BLMH). Gene Ontology annotation, molecular function: cysteine-type aminopeptidase activity. The transcript has 7 exons. NCBI's taxonomy places the organism in Eukaryota, Metazoa, Chordata, Aves, Cariamiformes, Cariamidae. The annotation marks the transcript as partial. Gene Ontology annotation, biological process: proteolysis; L-homocysteine catabolic process; response to toxic substance. Gene Ontology annotation, cellular component: cytoplasm. The record is from RefSeq and is a predicted model, not a curated record.